CCUGCCGGCAAAGCCACCAGGGAGCCUGAGCUGUGCAACGGGAGCCUGCCUGCCCCGGCCACACUGUCACCCCAGCAGCUGCGGGGAACGUUUGCAAAAAGAUGUUUACAGUACUUUCCCACCAGCCCUGUCAGCAAACAGGUUUCAAGGUGCUCUCCAAAACGUCAACCAUUAUCACUUUGGUAUUUCUGCUUCUAAGCAUAGUUGUUGUUAUUGCUGUUACACUUGUUCAGAUCAACCACAAAGAGAUCCUUUCUCCAGGACUGAAGUAUGGGAUAGUGCUUGACGCCGGAUCAUCUCGGACUACAGUCUACAUGUAUGAAUGGCCAGCAGAAAAAGAAAAUGAUACAGGAGUAGUAAGCCAAACCUUCAAGUGCAGUGUGAAAGGCCCGGGCAUAUCCAGCUAUGGGAAUAACCCUCAAGAGAUUGUCAAACCCAUUGACAACUGCAUGAGUAAAGUAAAGGAGAAAAUUCCAUCUCACUUGCAUAAAAAUACCCCAACGUAUCUGGGAGCUACAGCUGGAAUGCGACUACUGAGGUUGAAAAACGAAACGGCAGCCAAUGAAGUCCUUGGGAGCAUUCAAAACUACUUCAGAUCCCAGCCCUUUGAAUUUAGGGGUGCUCAAAUCAUAACUGGGCAAGAGGAAGGGGUGUAUGGAUGGAUUACAGCCAACUAUUUAAUGGGCAGUUUCUUGGAGAAAACCCUUUGGAGGAGAUGGGUCCAUCCUCAUGGAGCAGAGACUACGGGUGCGCUUGAUCUAGGAGGAGCCUCCACUCAACUAUCAUUUGUCCCAGAGGAGUGUGUGCAGAACUCCAAUAGCACAUUACAGGUGCAGCUGUAUGGCUAUGAGUACAGUGUGUAUACUCACAGCUUCCAGUGUUAUGGAAGAGAUGAAGCAGAGAAAAGGCUCUUAGCCUCACUAGUGCAGAAUUCAAGAAACAAGACCAAGGUUGAUAAUCCAUGCUAUCCCCAGAACUAUGAAACUGUUUUAACAAUGAAAAGUUUGCAUGGAAGCCUUUGCACAGUAUCUCUAAGGCCAACAAAUUACAACCCAGGCCAACUCAUAAAUUUCAGGGGAACUGGAGACCCAGCUCUGUGCCAAGAGAAGGUGUCCUUAUUGUUUAACUUCACUGCUUGCAAUGACAAGGGGGAAGACUGUUCAUUCAAUGGAGUCUAUCAGCCAAAGCUUAAAGGGAAGUUUGUGGCCUUUUCAGGAUUCUACUAUACAGCCAAUGCUUUGAAUUUAACUGGACGCUUUCCCCUAGCUGCUUUUAAUUCAAGUAUGUGGUUUUUCUGCUCACAGAACUGGAGUCAGCUUCCAUUUAUGCUGCCUAAGUUUGAAGAAGCAUAUGCUAGAUCCUACUGCUUUUCAGCAAACUACCUCUAUUACCUGCUUGUACAUGGAUAUAAAUUUAACACGGAGACUUGGCCCCAGAUACAUUUCCAAAAAGAAGUUGGUAACAGCAGUAUAGCAUGGUCUCUUGGUUACAUGCUGAACCUCACCAACAUGAUCCCAGCAGAAAGCCAGCUGAUCCAGCUACCUGUGAACCCUUUUUUGUUUGCUGGUCUCCUCUUUUUCUUCACAGCCGUGGCAUUGCUGUGUCUCAUCUUUGUUGUUUACUUGUGUGUUGUAUCACGCAUGCGAAAGAAUAUCAAUCAUAUGGACCACGUACUUGCUACAGAAUGAACAGACUCUCAGUGACAGCAGAAGACAAAAACUUGAAAUGUUCUUUGAAGAACUGCAUUUUAGAAAACCAAGGGAGAAAUAAAUAAAUAUAUUUAUUAAAAAAAAAGGGAAAAAGGCCAGAAACAUAAGUAGAGUGGAGAACAGAAAUCAAGGAACUGGUAUUUAUAAUGGAUUGGAUCUCUCAAGAGAGGUCUCAGCACUCGUUGCUAUAGACUUAUGGUGUUAUAGUGUAACAGGCAACUUGUCAGUAAACUGUAUUGUUUGUUAAGCAUUUGGGGGAGAGGGGGGAAAGAACCACCAUUCACUACAGGUUAUUGUGGCAUAAAAGUCUCCUUUAGACUUACCUGGUCAGUAGUUCCAAGAUACAAGCACAAGGACAAAACCAUAGGCUAAAGGAAGAUAGUGGCAAUACUCAUCUGUCGAACUGAAGCUAAAAGAAAAACUCAUUUCUGAAACGGGUAAGGUCAUUGGCCACUAUCUAUGGGUUGUAACUGCGAGGUGCACUCAGAAGGAAAACAAAAAAACAAUGAUUUUCAUUACCACAUAGAACAUGACAGAAGAUUUAGGCUACCAUGUAAAGUUGAUCACUAAAUUAUUGAACAACUCCCUUCUCAUUUAGUUAUUAAUAAAAACCCAAGCCCAUGAUUGCAUAUUGCUAUACAUUUUGACAUUCAGCAACUUUGUAAUAAAGGUUGCUUCAAGAUUUGUCCUGAAAGCAAGCCUGAACUUCCUCUGUUUUGUACUUUAAUAAUUAAACGGAGUCUCCAAGUGUGCCAGACUGACUCUCCAGAGAGC
Molecule: messenger RNA, 2483 nt
Organism: Malaclemys terrapin pileata
Lineage: Eukaryota; Metazoa; Chordata; Testudines; Emydidae
Gene: ENTPD3
Product: ectonucleoside triphosphate diphosphohydrolase 3
Exons: 11
Coding region: 102-1688 (528 amino acids)
Biological process (GO): nucleoside diphosphate catabolic process
Cellular component (GO): plasma membrane
Molecular function (GO): UDP phosphatase activity; GDP phosphatase activity
Source: RefSeq, a predicted model, not a curated record